Pongo pygmaeus (Bornean orangutan) is the source of this 3858-nucleotide messenger RNA. RefSeq names its product discs large MAGUK scaffold protein 4 (gene DLG4). Gene Ontology annotation, molecular function: protein kinase binding; ionotropic glutamate receptor binding. Gene Ontology annotation, cellular component: neuromuscular junction; basolateral plasma membrane; postsynaptic density membrane. Bases 1047 to 3041 code for a protein of 664 amino acids. Gene Ontology annotation, biological process: postsynaptic neurotransmitter receptor diffusion trapping; cell-cell adhesion; embryo development. The transcript is spliced from 19 exons. The record is from RefSeq and is a predicted model, not a curated record. Lineage: Eukaryota; Metazoa; Chordata; Mammalia; Primates; Hominidae.
CGAUAGAGCCAGGGAAGCGGAUGGAGAAUGGAGGCUGGGGUUGGAAGAUGGAUGUUGAAGGGUGAGACAGGGAUGGAGAUGGAGCGUGUGGGAUGCGGGCAGAGAUAGGGAUGGGAAGCAAAUGAAUGUCGUAGUGGAUGAAGGUGGGUGUGCUGGGAAGGAGGUUCCGGGAUGGGGAUGGGGAUUGAGGAUGGGCUAUGGGGUGGAGGAUGAACACACGUGGAUGAAAUUUUGGCAGUCAGUGGCUGUUGGUUGGACAACAGCAUUUGCUGAUAUGUGAAGGGUUGGAGGGUGGUGUUAAUAGAUUUAUGGGUGUGACAUCUAUGAUACAGCUUGAAAAUGGUCGAUAGUUUGUAGGCUUGAGAAAUAGCAGUAGGAGAGGGGAGGGACCCCUUUGGACGGGGAGAGCGGGAAGGAGACUGGGGAAUCCUUGCGCUUGGGCGACUGCAAAUACAUGUUUCUUUAAGGAGGAAGUAGGUUGGGGACCCCGGAAGGAGGCUCUUGGCGGCCUCCCCCCAUUGCCAUAGAGACGUGGCUUCGGUUGCCCUGGCAAUUGGGGAAGCCCCUAGGACCGGCCUAAAGCUGGCCCCGCCUGGGAGUCUAGAGACCAGGCGAUUGACGUCAGGGACCUGGGCACGCCCCACUUUAACCCUUUCCCGAAUGAAGUGGGGGGAGGGAGUAGAUGAGCGGGAUAGGACCCGGAUGUCUUUCACCACUCCCCCUUCCUGACGUCCUUUGCACUGCGUAGGGUGAGGGGCGUAGGGGAGCGAGGAAGGCAGGUUAUUCAGGAUGCGCUGCGCCCACAAACCUCUUCAGCCCGGCCUCCUCUCAGCCUGGCUAACGCGGGGCGGGGCCCAGGGCACGAGAGGCGGGGCUAGCGGAUCCCUUCUGCGCUCAGGAGUUUGGUCGGCCCCAGGCCACGCCCCACCCCCCUGUUGUCCUGACGACAGGGCCUCCUGGAGGCCAAUUCUCCCCCAGUGAUUGUCAACACAGAUACCCUAGAAGCCCCAGGAUAUGAGUUGCAGGUGAACGGGACCGAGGGGGAGAUGGAAUACGAGGAAAUCACAUUGGAAAGGGGUAACUCAGGUCUGGGCUUCAGCAUCGCAGGUGGCACUGACAACCCACACAUCGGUGACGACCCAUCCAUUUUCAUCACCAAGAUCAUUCCUGGUGGGGCUGCGGCCCAGGAUGGCCGCCUCAGGGUCAACGACAGCAUCCUGUUUGUAAAUGAAGUGGACGUGCGCGAGGUUACCCACUCAGCGGCGGUGGAGGCCCUCAAAGAGGCAGGCUCCAUCGUUCGCCUCUAUGUCAUGCGCCGGAAGCCCCCAGCUGAGAAGGUCAUGGAGAUCAAGCUCAUCAAGGGGCCUAAAGGUCUUGGCUUCAGCAUCGCAGGGGGCGUAGGGAACCAGCACAUCCCAGGAGAUAAUAGCAUCUAUGUAACAAAGAUCAUCGAAGGGGGUGCUGCCCACAAGGAUGGGAGGUUGCAGAUUGGAGACAAGAUCCUGGCGGUCAACAGUGUGGGGCUAGAGGACGUCAUGCAUGAAGAUGCUGUGGCAGCCCUGAAGAACACGUAUGAUGUUGUCUACCUAAAGGUGGCCAAGCCCAGCAAUGCCUACCUGAGUGACAGCUAUGCUCCCCCAGACAUCACAACCUCUUAUUCCCAGCACCUGGACAAUGAGAUCAGUCACAGCAGCUACCUGGGCACUGACUACCCCACAGCCAUGACCCCCACUUCCCCUCGGCGCUACUCUCCAGUGGCCAAGGACCUGCUCGGGGAGGAAGACAUUCCCCGAGAACCGAGGCGAAUUGUGAUCCACCGGGGCUCCACGGGCCUGGGCUUCAACAUCGUGGGUGGCGAGGAUGGUGAAGGCAUCUUCAUCUCCUUUAUCCUGGCCGGGGGCCCUGCAGACCUCAGUGGGGAGCUGCGGAAGGGGGACCAGAUCCUGUCGGUCAACGGUGUGGACCUCCGAAAUGCCAGCCACGAGCAGGCUGCCAUUGCCCUGAAGAAUGCGGGUCAGACGGUCACGAUCAUCGCUCAGUAUAAACCAGAAGAGUACAGCCGAUUCGAGGCCAAGAUCCACGACCUUCGGGAACAGCUCAUGAACAGCAGCCUGGGCUCAGGGACUGCGUCCCUGCGGAGCAACCCCAAAAGGGGUUUCUACAUCAGGGCCCUGUUUGAUUACGACAAGACCAAGGACUGCGGCUUCCUGAGCCAGGCCCUGAGCUUCCGCUUUGGGGACGUGCUGCAUGUCAUCGAUGCUAGUGAUGAGGAGUGGUGGCAGGCACGGCGGGUCCACUCUGACAGUGAGACCGACGACAUUGGGUUCAUCCCCAGCAAACGGCGGGUUGAGCGACGAGAGUGGUCAAGGUUAAAGGCCAAGGACUGGGGCUCCAGCUCUGGAUCACAGGGUCGAGAAGACUCGGUUCUGAGCUACGAGACAGUGACGCAGAUGGAAGUGCACUAUGCUCGCCCCAUCAUCAUCCUUGGGCCCACCAAGGACCGCGCCAACGAUGAUCUUCUCUCCGAGUUCCCCGACAAGUUUGGAUCCUGUGUUCCCCAUACGACACGGCCCAAGCGGGAGUAUGAGAUAGAUGGCCGGGAUUACCACUUUGUGUCGUCCCGGGAGAAAAUGGAGAAGGACAUUCAGGCGCACAAGUUCAUUGAGGCCGGCCAGUACAACAGCCACCUCUAUGGGACCAGCGUCCAGUCCGUGCGAGAGGUGGCAGAGCAGGGGAAGCACUGCAUCCUCGAUGUCUCGGCCAAUGCCGUGCGGCGGCUGCAGGCGGCCCACCUGCACCCCAUCGCCAUCUUCAUCCGCCCCCGCUCCCUGGAGAAUGUGCUAGAGAUUAACAAGCGGAUCACAGAGGAGCAAGCCCGCAAAGCCUUCGACAGAGCCACCAAGCUGGAGCAGGAGUUCACAGAGUGCUUCUCAGCCAUCGUGGAGGGUGACAGCUUUGAGGAGAUCUACCACAAGGUGAAGCGUGUCAUCGAGGACCUCUCAGGCCCCUACAUCUGGGUUCCAGCCCGAGAGAGACUCUGAUUCCUGCCCUGGCUUGGCCUGGACUCGCCCUGCCUCCAUCACCUGGGCCCUUGGUCUGGACUGAAUUGCCCAAGUCCUUGGCUCCCCCCGACCUCCCUCCCACCCCUUCUUAUUUAUUUCCUUUCUAACUGGAUCCAGCCUAUUGGAGGGGGGACACUCCUCUGCAUGUAUCCCUGCACCCCAGAACUGGGCUCCUGAAUGCCAGGAACCUGGGGUCUGGGGGGGAGCUGGGCUCCUUGUUCCGAGCCCUUGCUCCUUAGGAUCCCCGCCCCCACCCGCCCCCAAUGCACACACAGACCCACCGGGGGCCACCUGCCCUCCCCCAUUCUCUCCCACACACAUUCCAGAAGUCAGGGCCCCCUCGAGGAGCACCCGCUGCAGGGAUGCAGGGCCACAGGCCUCCGCUCUCUCCUAAGGCAGGGUCUGGGGUCACCCCUGCCCUCAUCGUAAUUCCCCAUGUCCCUUGAUUUCUCAUUUAUUUUUUCCACUUUUUUUCUUCUCAAAGGUGGUUUUUUGGGGGGAGAAGCAGGGGACUCCGCAGCGGGCCCCUGCCUUCCACAUGCCCCCACCUUUUUUCUUUGCCGGUUUGCAUGAGUGGAAGGUCUAAAUGUGGCUUUUUUUUUUUUUUUCCUGGGAAUUUUUUUGGGGAAAAGGGAGGGAUGGGUCUAGGGAGUGGGAAAUGCGGGAGGGAGGGUGGGGGGCAGGGGUCGGGGGUUGGGUGUCCGGGAGCCAGGGAAGACUGGAAAUGCUGCCGCCUUCUGCAAUUUAUUUAUUUUUUUCUUUUGAGAGAGUGAAAGGAAGAGACAGAUACUUGAAA